AAACCCGGCACUGGAUCACGGUGGAACGCGUCAUCUCCGUGAAAACGAAAGCAAUGCGGAUUAAAACGAAAUUCAACAAACGCUCGCCUCACCUGUGACAAGUAAAGUGAACACUGUAGAUUAGAUUAGACUGCUUUAUUAGCGAUGUUCUUACGGUUUUGGUGCUUUAUCAAGCACGUACAGUCACGUGUAACUGUACGAAUCCAGGCCGGGAUUUUAAAUACCUGAACACAAGCCGUUCUGGGCUCUGAAAAAGGACAUUUUCAAGUUACAGCCGGUCAGAGCGAGCCUUGUGGAAAGGGGGUGUGUUGAAAUUUGGCAAAGGUACGUGCGCAGCGUUCAUUGAAAGUUUUUCUUCUGUUUAAAUGCGUUCGUGUCUUUUCGUUGCUCAGUGUGAUUCUCAGUCAAGACUGCAUUGUUUGGAGCCAUUAAGCUUCCUGUUCGUUGUUUGAAAAGUGCUGCUGAAUCUCCAUCAGGAGUUCUUCAAAGCAGUCAAGAAGAUACAAGGUGCUAGAAACAGAAAAUGGUCCCGAAGACCAGACUUGGAAAACGGUCCCCACUGGGCACCCUGGUGUGUGGUUCCUCAGCAGAGGGCCUGACAGAAAUGGGACCCCAUGGAUGUCCGGAGAGCGGGCUUCACAGAAGCAAGCUUUACCCGGGACAGAAGGUGUAUGUGCACUGCGGAGGCCAAGAAUGUGGAGGUGUGGUUGAACAGCAUAACCACGUGGACAAUGAGGUGUCUAUCUUCCUGCCGCAGCUCAACCAGCACGUUCAUCGCAAGCUGGAAGACGUGUGGACGAGCCCCACGUCCACUUCUACCUCCUCAGUCUCCUCGUCCAUUGAUGUGCCAAGAAGGAGUCCAGAGACAGUGGACAUGGAUGAGAUUAUGGCUGCAAUGGUGCUUACAAGUCUGUCGUGCAGUCCGGUCAUCCAACACUGUGCUCCGGGGAGCGCAACUCAAGCUUCAUGUGGAAUGGAAAAUGGUUGUGGCGAACUGUCUGAUGCUGGAUAUUGGAGCUGUGACCAUGGAAACGGAAGCCCCGCCCCAUCCCCACCCAUCGCGGAGAUCGACAAGAGCGCCCCUCUCGCUGAUGAAGGCCUGGACAUGGAACUGGACCAAAUGUUGUUCAAUGAGCCAACGCCAAGAAAACGCAAAAACUCAGUUAAAGUUGCAUAUCGGUGUUUGUGGCCAAAUUGUGGAAAAAUACUGACCACAGUAGUGGGUAUCAAACGUCACAUCCGAAAUUCUCAUCUUGGGCAAAGUGAUGAGCACUCCCAAAGGGAAGAAGACUUCUACUACACUGAAGUCUAUCAGGACUUGGAACAGACCACUCCCUCUGGUGGCCACCGGCCUUCCUGCACUUCUCCAUCCAGUCCCAGCCGGCACACGCCCCCCUCUCCCUCCACCCCAGAGAUGCUCCAGCCCAGCCCGCUCAGCCAGUCCGCCCCGGGCAGCUUCUGGCAGGUCCAUUCUGAGCACUCUUACCAGGCUCCUCCACCCAUUCAGGUUGUGACUCAGAGCAAACCAGUGUCUGUUCCUGUGUCCUGUCAUUGGACUCCAUCUCUCACAGUUCACCAGAGCAAACAGGGCUCACCAUUCCGCCGUCGUUCAGUAAGUGUUGGUGAACAGUGGCUCCAAAAUAACAACGCCACCUUCAGGCCACAUCCUGCCAGUGUUUCACCUCCAAGAAACCACUGCACUUCAAGGAGGAUUCGGGGCGAAGCCAAGAAAUGCCGAAAGGUGUACGGCAUUGAGCACCGAGACCAGUGGUGCACCGCCUGCCGCUGGAAAAAGGCCUGUCAGAGAUUCCUCGACUGAAUCCUUCUUUAGAUCGAUGGAAACAGAACACUAACCUUGCAGAGACCCUUCAACAGGGGAUCUUUCCUGGAACUAUGGUUGGAAGAAACCAAAAGAGCACCUUUGUGACUUAAAACUUUUUCUACUUUUUAUUACGAUUACGCGUUUUGUGUUUUUUAAAAUGGAACCGUGUUGGUGCUGGAAGAAUGAUAAAGCAAAAAGGACAGCCCCUGCACAACAAACUCCUGCAGUCUUCCUGCAUUUAUACCAAGAACUGAUGAAGUCUAAUCUUCCUUUUACACGCAUUAAACAGCCAUAUACAACAGCAGCAGCCAUAUACUUUUUGUCUGAUGUGGUUUAAACGUGGUGGAAAGUUUACUUAUCAUUCCAACUUAAUUGCUAUGAUGAGACAGGAGGUCUUCACCGCGAUCCAUUGCUUUCAGGGGCAAAAUUGGCAGCUUAUGAUUAAUUGUAGAUAAACAAGAAAGCAGAAUAAGUGUUUCAAUAGCAUAUAACGUUUAUGUUCAUAUAUGCCAUGUUUACCUGCUGAGAAGCAGUUUUUUCUUCGAUUUCAAGUGCAAAAGGAAGAAAAAAGGAUUUUGUAUUACAAUUUUGAUAUUUGCGAUGUGUGAAAUCAUACGUCAUUAUCAGUGUAUUUCUGUGUCACAGGUUAUACUUCUGUGGAUUGAGAUGAUUUUCUGUCACAUCAAUAUUAAGGAAGUAUGUGUAAACAUGCAUGAUCUGAUACAAUUACUCAUUUAGUUUUUGUGCUUCUCGCCCCAGUCUGCUCACUGGCUGUUUGUCUGUUUGGAUUGUGUUCUUGCCAAAGAGAAUCUCAGCAAGAUAAUUCUUCAUAUACAUCUCUGCAAAAUAAUGUGAAAUGAAUCUGUUGACCAUUUAUGAGAAACUUGUAACCAGCUGUUUUGAUUGGUUCGUACUCUUAAUACUGGGUCCAAAUAUUUUCUUACAUUGUAUAACACUUCCAUACAUCAUCUUUUUUUGUUUAUAUGUGUAGCUCCACAUCGGCAAAGCUUGAUGUUUUGACAACAUAAAACUGAAUGUACCUUACCCUGCAAAUCUUAAUGCAUUUCCGAAAGUCAUGGUCAUAGCUGUUUAAGAACAUCCUAGUCUGUCUGAGAGACAUUCGAUGAACCUCAUGGAGAACAAUCUUUUUGUACAUUUUUGUAAAGUACUUCCAAAGUAUUUCCUUUUAUGAAAAGUCAUGAAAAGUCUGAGAUCUGUUCAAGAUAAAAGUAUAAUUUCUUUUCAUGAAACGUAUGUUGCUUCAUGCCUUUUUUAAAUAAACCUUUGUGCAAACAAGUACAA
Messenger RNA from Labeo rohita (rohu), 3124 nucleotides. It is a transcript of the gene znf395a, whose product is annotated as zinc finger protein 395a. Gene Ontology annotation, biological process: regulation of transcription by RNA polymerase II. Gene Ontology annotation, molecular function: DNA-binding transcription factor activity; RNA polymerase II cis-regulatory region sequence-specific DNA binding. NCBI's taxonomy places the organism in Eukaryota, Metazoa, Chordata, Actinopteri, Cypriniformes, Cyprinidae. The coding region runs from base 524 to 1819 and encodes 431 amino acids. The transcript is spliced from 10 exons. Gene Ontology annotation, cellular component: nucleus. The record is from RefSeq and is a predicted model, not a curated record.